AUGUCAAGCUCUGGAAAAAGUGCUAGAGGCUCAGAGAAAGUUAUGCUCUGCAGGCUAACCACAGGCGCGAUACACAGGUCCUCAAGUCAACAGGUCCUCGGAAGAGAGGGCGUGCGGUGGGUGCGUGGCAGUUGGGUUUCCUGCCACCACGGAGAAACCAGUUCUUCCCCCAUCAGACUGGAAAGUAGGCGCAGCUCCAGCGAGGGGAGCGCACCCGGAAAAGUGCAGCGUCCAAACCGGCAGGGCGACGGACGUCCGCGUCCCGACCACAAAGCGCCUUCCAAACCGCUCGGACAGCCUGUCAAUGGCUUGGCGGCCGCGGUCUGCAGCCCAGAGCUGUCUAGGGUCUGGCUGGCGAAACUGCCGGGCGAAGCCAUGCCCUUCCCCGUCGCGGAUUUGUCCCUGUCGGGCAGAGCCAGGGGGCAGCCGGGCAACCUGCGAGCACGCGAGGGCAACGCGGCCGCCUCAAGCCCGGCCCACGGCCGCCGGCCCCCGACUCGGAGGCCCUCCCACCUUCCAGCCCGGGGCCACCGGACGGCGAGGCCCCGCCAGGCGCUCCUGGCUGGGGCUCCCAUUCAGGGUCUGAAGGGACCCCCGCCCUCUCCCCACCACGUGAACCCCCACGGCCGUCCCACCACCCCCUCCGACGCUACCAGGGGGCCACCGGCGGGAUCACCCUCCGGCAUCCGCGUCGGCCGGCCGGCUUACCUGGCGGGUGGGCUGGGCAGGGCAGGACAGCGGGAAGCGGCGGCCGAGCGGACGUGGGCCGGGCGCCAGGUGCAGGUGGUGGCGGCGGCGACUCGAGUUGCUGUCGCUACAGUUGCCGCUCAGUCGAGCUCCUCCUCCGCCGCCGCCUCCUGCUUCCCGCUGGGCCUCCCGCGUUGCCAGGAGAGGCCGAACCGAGCCUCCGCUUCCUCUUGGAGUCUCCCAGGUGAGCUCCAGCCUGCGACGUCGGCAGGGGCGAGGCCCCCGUCCCGCGCCUGCGCGCCAGCCUCCGGCCCCGCCCAAGCCCUACCUGAGCGCUCCAGAACCUGCUUAUUUCCAUCAACACAGUGGACUCUGGAGAAGCCAGGGUGUGUGGCUUGGAAGAUCACUGAAUUAUCAUCACUACCAUGCACAGACCUCGUAAUAGUGUUAGGAGGAGUGUAUCUAAUUGCCCUCUACCUUCAAGGAAACCAAAGCUUAAAGACGCUCACAAAGAGAGUGAACAACCACCCUGGUUUUCUAGAAAGUAAGUGCAUUUCUAGGCAAUGGGACUUUGACUACCAACACCAGAAGACUCUUGGACAAACCAAGGUGAUUGGUAACACUAUGAAGUAGGUCAGUGAGUUACUGUUUCUGGACAGACAAAGGCAGGUCUACUGCUCUGAAAGUUUGAGAGCACUACACAGCAGCAAGUGUGUCGUUCUGUGUUCUACAGAAGUGCCAACUUAGGUGUUCACUCUCUGCUACCCCCUGUUAGACAUGGGAGAUGCUCUCUCUGUAUGAUUUGAUAAAUCAUCAAAAUUUGAAUGUGCUCUUGUGCUCCCACAGAUUUAAAGCAACAUUCACACAUAUCUAAUGCAAUAUCCUACUUUUAUUAUAGCAGAGAACUGAGGCCCAAAUAGGUUAAAUUAUUUAACCAAGGUGGCAAUUAACUCAACCUCUGUAAAUCACCUUGAGACAUAUUGUUUUUCCUUUAAAUUGGAAAUCCUUAAUUUUUGGACUAGGUUCAAAGGAUACACUAUUGAGAAUGUAAGAUUGUAAUUCUUUUGAAGAAGAGAUAAUAUUUCAAGUUAGUGGUACUAAAUGAUUAAGUUACAUAAUCUGUAAUAUGUGUUUUCUGUGGUGCUUGAGAUCUAUUAAUUCAGUUGCAAAACACAAGAAAAAAAUGAGAUAGGUGGAACACAGGAGAUAUAUUAAUCAUAGAUAAAUUAAUAAUAAUAAUAAUAAAAACAUGUUCAAUGUAAAUAAAUGAGUAUAUGUGUGUGACUAUAGACAGAAAGUUAUGGAAGGUCCAAAUGACAUUAACUGUUCAUGUUCCACUAAAUAUAUAUAAGGCACAGUAGUCAUAUACACUAGGUGUGCAACAUAUGAUACAUGCCCAGAAGAGGAGCUCUUAAAACAGGAGGAAAAGGGAGAGCUCAUAGAAGAAUUCUAUAGGCUCUCAGGAGGUAAUGUUGGCUGGGAAGGGAUAUUCGGCUAGAGGCAAUCAGUAGGGUAUAGGAGAUCCAGGGCAAGAAAUCACUGUAAUUUGAUUAUGUGGAAAUAACAGAGUUCAAAAAGGAAGCACAGGGCAGGCAUUUGACCCAGAUAUUAAGAAGCCAAUUGGAAUGUCCACCUUCCAUACCAGAGUGCCUGGGUUCAAGUCACAGCUCUGCUCUUGAUUCCAGUUUCCUGUUAAUGUGCACCCUGCUCAAGUACUUGGGACCCUGCCACUGACAUGGGAGGCCUGGAUUGCAUUCCUGGCUCCUGGCUUCCACUUGGCCCAGGCCUGGCCCUUGAUGGCAUUUGGCUAGUAAAUCAGCAGGUGGGAGCAUCCUCUCUCUCUCUCUCUCUCUCAAACAAACAAAAAGUAAAAACAAUUUGAUAAAGAAAGCACACAGUAGAAGAAUACCCAGGAUAGAUCUCAAGGGUCUCACAGACUGCUGAGGAAAUAAAUAAGAUAAUAUAAUGGGUUUUCAUAAAGUUCACAAAAAUAUGUAUUAUCUUUUUUUUUAUUUGACAGAUAGAGUUAGAUAGUGAGAGAGAGAGACAGAGAGAAAAGUCUUCCUUCUGUUGGUUCACCCCCCAAAUGGCCACUACGGCCGGCGCUGUACCGAUCCAAAGCCAGGAGCCAGAUGCUUCCUCCUAGUCUCCCAUGUGGGUGCAGGGCCCAAGCACUUGGGCCAUCCUCCACUGCCCUCCCGGGCCACAGCAGAGAGCUGGACUGGAAGAGGAGCAACUGGGACUAGAACCUGGUGCCCAUAUGGGAUGGUAGCACCGCAGGCGGAGGAUUAACCAAGUGAGCCACAGCGCCGGCCCCUGUAUUAUCUUUUAAUUCCAUGCUUUUCACAAAUAUCCUGAAAUACCAUCAUAUGUAUAUAGCCUUGACUUAUAUUGUAGAAAAGUCAGAGUAUAUGAGAGUCCUCAGUAACACUGGAUCCAGGUUGGAACUUAUGUAUAAAUUUGUACUCAUCAAGCUAAAAGACAAAAUAUUCACAAAUUAUUUUACCAUGUCAUCAUAUAUUACCCCAUUAAUGAAGAGUCCAAGGAAUUUUAAUACCAAUACAGUGACUGAAAAGGGUAAGAGCUUGACUGGCAUUUAUCAUCAUCGUCAUCGUCAUCAUCCUCAUCAUUUCUGUCUCUAUUAUUUAAAUCUGUUUUUGUGAAAUAACACCCAUUAACUUACUUAAUGUAAAGUGCUGUAGAUAGUUAUAUUCAAAUGUAUUUGAAAUUAAAAUUAUAUUCUGGAAUUUGAAGUUCAUAAAGUCAACAAGUGUGUUGGGGCUGGCAUUGUUGUGUAGAGGAUAAAGCCACUGCCUGCCACACUGGUAUCCCAAAUGUACUGGCUGCUCCAGUUCUGACCCAGCUCCUGCUAAUGGUCUGAGAAUAGCAGAAAAUGGCCAAAGUGUUUUGGCCCUUGCCACCCAUGUGGGAGACAUGGAGGAAGCUCCUGGUUCCUGGCUUUGUUCUGGCUUAGCCUCAGCCAUUGCAGCCAUUUGGGGAGUGAACCAGCUGAUAGAAGAAGACUUCUCUCUCUCUCUCUCUAAUUCCGAUUUUCAAAUAAAUAAAUCUUGAAAAAAAAAAUGCCCCAGAUACCUGACUCCAAAUGUAUUGUGAAAUACAUUCUAAUAAUGUAUUAUUUUCUCUCUCUCUUUUUCCUUCCUUCCUUCCUUCCUUCCUUCCUUCCUUCCUUCCUUCCUUCCUUCCAAAGGCAGAGCUACAGAGAGGCAGAGGCAGAGAGAGAGAGAGAAAAGCCUUCUAUCAGCUGCUUUAUUCCUCAAAUGGCUGCAAUGGCAGGAGCUGGGCUGGCCUUUUCAAAGCCAGGAGCCAGGAGCAUCUUCCGGUUCUUUGGGGAUUAAGGAGCACUAAAGACAUUUUGUGUUUUCCUGGUCUUAGAGACUAAUAUUAUCUACCAUGGAGAAAUGAUAAUGACAUUUAAUAAGCCCUUUAGAAUAAAACCCUGCUAUGUGAAACCUUUUCAUCUCAACUGACUGGCUAUUCUUCCUGAGAUUAGUCUGAAAUUAAACAAGUCUUUAAAGAGAGAACUUUAUAACAACCUCCAGGAAGAGAAAGUCUGGCUCAUUCAUUCAAUUAUUCUUUCAGCAAUCCCGACAGAUUUCUAGGUGAUGCUGCUUUUCCAGGUCUUCUUGUUGAGCAUUGAAGCAGGAAAAGACUGGGAAAUUGAAAGAAUUGGAUCUACCUUUUUGUCUCCAGUUAAUGUUUUUUAGAAGCCCAAUUCCACCGCCUUCCCCCCUUCCAGCUGAAUUCCAACUGAUGAACUUAUAGAAGUUUGUGAGAUGGGCCAGGAAUUCCUGGGUGACCUGGAGUUCAUGAAGAAGCUAUCGGGGGGCCAGCAUUGUGGUGCAGGGUGUUAACUCCCUGGCCUGAAGCACCGGCAUCCUAUAUGGGCACCGGUUCUAGACCUGGCUGAUCCACUUCCUUUUUUUUUUUUUUUUUAAGGAAAGGGUUUAUUGGGAAACCCGACAGACCAGAGGGAAGGGGCAAAGAAAGAAAAGCGGGAGAAGGAGAGUGUAAGA
Molecule: messenger RNA, 4721 nt
Organism: Oryctolagus cuniculus (rabbit)
Lineage: Eukaryota; Metazoa; Chordata; Mammalia; Lagomorpha; Leporidae
Source: RefSeq, a predicted model, not a curated record